GCGGCAGUCGACAAGAUCGACAGCUCAGACGCCGAGGUCGAGUCCAGGGGCAUCGAGACCAUGGCGCAGGAGGAUGUGCAGGAGGCCCGCGAGCGCUCACUGACGGAGCAGGAGAUCCAGGAGGAGUUCGACGCCCUGACCCUAGAUCAGACGCUGCCCUGCCAUGAAGGCGCGGCUGCAGCAGUGACCCACCUGCGCGCCAAGGCGCACCCCGCCGAGGAGCAGCAGCAUGGGCAGCCCUCCGAGGAGCAGCGCGCAGAGAAGCAGCCCGCCGAGGAGCAGCGCGCAGAGAAGCAGCCAGCCGAGGAGCAGCGCGCAGAGAUGCAGCCAGCCGAGGGGCAGCGCGCAGAGAUGCAGCCAGCUGAGGAGCGGCGCGCAGCGAAGAUGCAGCCAGCCGAGGAGCAGCGCGCAGCGAAGAUGCAGCCAGCCGAGGAGCGGCGCGCAGCGAAGAUGCAGCCAGUCGAGGAGCCGAGGCCCUCGGUGGAGCAGAUCGAUUCGGACGAGGACAGGUCAGCGAGCUGGGUACCAGCGCCAGAGACGCCGCAGCUGGCGGACGCGCCAUCGUACAAUCCAGCGGACUCGGGCUCGCAGCUGCCGAUCGGGCUCUCGCAGCAGACUUCGGACGAGCAGGAGACGCCAGUGCUGCCAUCCUUCAAGCGGUCGCUGACAGACGAUGUGCAAGUGGAGACCAAGAAGUCCAAGAGGUGGCAGAGUAAUCGCCUCGUGAGCCCGCCACGCGCGGAGGAGCGCGUGCCAGCGCAUCCGCGCUCGCAGCGGCCGCUCGCGGCGCCGCCGCAGCUGGCGGGCCAGCGCCUGCAGCAGCCAAUCGAGAGCAGCCACAUCAACAAGCAGCAGGCGAUGACAGCGCCGAGCAUCGACCAGAUGGCGCGGGCACCUCUCGAUGGCAACUGCGGCAUCAGCAAGGAGCAGCUGGUGGAGAAGCUCAAGCAGCAGUUCGACGAGCUGGUCGCAUCCGACACUGGUGCGGACUUGGACGAGAUGGGCAAGAUUUCCCAGGACUUCUACAGGGGCUCCUCGAUCGCGCAGCUGCGCGCGAUGCGCCCUGAGACCGCGGAGAAGUCUCUGGAUGGCGACUUCGGCGCCGACCCGAAGGGGUCGGCUCUUGACAGGGGGGAGCGCCUCAUGUGGGAGUCCUUGGAGGAGAGGUCGUUCAAGUUCAGCACGGGGAAGAAGAAGGGCAACGCGAUCGCGGGCAGAUGGGCCAGAAUGGUGGAGACAUCGAACGAGUGGUCUGAGAAGCACCUGGCGGCGGAGGGCUACCCAGCCAAAAAGACGGUCCGCGAGGAGUGGGCGAAGUGGUCGUUCCACAGGUGGCAGAAGAAGCGGGAGUUCAGCAAGACGCAGACGAACAGCAAGAAGCAGACGAUGAAGGGCGUCUACAUGCCGCUGGCCAGGCUGGCGUGGAAGUUUGGCGGGGGGUCAACUGGUGCCAAGCUGGCAUACACGUAUGCUGGGAAGGCAGUGCUGAUGGGGGGCAUCUUCACGAAGUGGUGCAACAUGACGGACUGCCUGUUCUACCUCUACGUGGAGCACUCGUUGGGGGACACGUGGCAGCAGAGCUGGACCAGCCACGAGGUCUGGAUGGAGUCGGGCUGCGUCGGCGACCAACCACUUCCUGGCGCAGAUGGUGCGGCGAGCGCGCCAUGCACUCCGCUGCCGCGCCCUGGCGCAGAGGCGCCCAGCGAGGAGAAGCAGGCAGCCGCAGCCGCGACAGGGGGGCCUGGACACGAGGCCGCCAGCGGCAAGGGAGGCGGCGAUGGCGACGGCAACGGCACCAAGAAGAAGCUCGCCGUGAAGGCACCCGAGUGGAUGAAGGACUUCCGCAAGCUGCGCACGCUGUUCGCGCAGUACACAUCCCAGGUGUCCACGUUGGAGGCGCUGAUCAAAGCGGACGCAGCUGAGGGCACGAACGAGUGGAAGUUCGCAGCAGGGAAGGAGACCAGGGGCGAGCUGGACAAUGCUAUCAAGCAGAGCAAUACCGGCUAA
This is a messenger RNA of Prorocentrum cordatum, 2007 nucleotides long. The record is from the annotation of a GenBank genome assembly. Lineage: Eukaryota; Dinophyceae; Prorocentrales; Prorocentraceae.